This is a messenger RNA of Puccinia triticina, 957 nucleotides long. RefSeq lists its product as uncharacterized. The coding region runs from base 1 to 957 and encodes 318 amino acids. The transcript has 4 exons. NCBI's taxonomy places the organism in Eukaryota, Fungi, Basidiomycota, Pucciniomycetes, Pucciniales, Pucciniaceae. The record is from RefSeq and is a predicted model, not a curated record.
AUGUGGCUUCCUCAAUAUUUGCUCGUCUUCGUCUCCAUUAGCCAGCUCAUAAGCGACACCCACGCGUCCCUCGAAGAUACCGCCAGAUCAAGAUUUUGGCUUCCAGAUACGGUCAAGGGUACAUUCGCCGGGCGAGCGGCCAGAUUUGAGCCCGCAUCAUCUUCGACCUGCGGAUGUUUCGGCCCAUGCCGCCGCCCAGCUCCUAUGGAUUCGCACCAAAAAGAAAUCGCAUACUUCCACCAGCAAUGGAACCUUGCGCACGACAAGAAUAAGAUUCAUGUUGUCAACGAUGCGGUGAACCACAUUCUUCGCCAACCCAUGACUGACGAACAGCAAGAGAAUUGGUGCCGAGAACUCGGCAAUGUUGUGAAUGCACAGCAUAACUUCGCAGCGGUCCAUGCUUCAAUCAUCUUUGCCGUUAACACUCUCAUUCUGAAGAAUCGCGACAAUCAGCCUUUGACGGCGACACUCGACCCGAUCCUGGUGGAAAUUUUGAGAAAAUUACCCCGUCCGAAUGAACCAAAGGGCCAAUGGCUACAGGAACUCUUCAACCCCCAGCGUGGUUUCAGUACGGAAUUUUCCGAAUGGACCGACCCACUCUUUAACCAGUUAAACCUGGAACCGAGGUUGGGAGAACUAGCAAAGGCGUUGAACAACGACAACAAACAUUCUAUCAACAAGCAUUUGGAAGCGGUCAUCGAAGAAAUAUUCAAGGAUCCACCUCCGAAAGAUGUAUCUGCUCAGACUAGAGUAGCCGCCCUGGCUGUGCUCUUUCAUGUGCUGAAAAGACAGGACGCGAAUCAAGAGAUGGCCGGUAACCUCGUCAGACGCAUCAUAUUAAACCCCGAGUUAUUUUACGUAAGACAAUAUGAAAAAACACUCCUACAACAUAUGAGAGGCCAGUUCCCCAUGUCACAAGAUCAAGAUCAUAUACCUGGUUUUUUUGAAAAUAUGUGA